Messenger RNA from Fundulus heteroclitus (mummichog), 1260 nucleotides. RefSeq names its product matrix-remodeling-associated protein 7. The record is from RefSeq and is a predicted model, not a curated record. NCBI's taxonomy places the organism in Eukaryota, Metazoa, Chordata, Actinopteri, Cyprinodontiformes, Fundulidae. The coding region runs from base 207 to 893 and encodes 228 amino acids. The transcript is spliced from 4 exons.
GUGGCCAGAGGAUGUGACGUUCUGUUCGGCGAGAAGAUUGUCCCGGUAUCCGCUAAACUGCGGCUGUUAAUGUUGAUGUUUGGCGCUGGAAGGCGGGGUGGGGAUUAUCGCAAGCAGCGGGAUGGCUGGCUGAGUGAGUGGACGCGGUCUGUCGGCUCAGGGGAUCGUUGAGCAGGGGGCGGCGACGCGACAACAAUCACCCAGCAAUGGACGCGACUCUCGUGCUGUCCGCGAUCAUUUUCACGCUGCUCGCCAUCGUGGUCGCGACGUCGCUGCUCAGGGGCUCGUCGCCCGCGGCGGACUCGGCGAACGCGCGCGGCGCGGCCCGAGGAGCGGCGAAGUCCGAGGCGACGCUGAACGGCUGCGCGGCCGGGCAGAGGAGGAAGGAGGCGGACAACUGGAGCGAGAUAUGCGGGAGCUCGCACGACCACUGGGAUGUAGUGAAAUCUGAGCAGGAACACCCCCUCUUUCACACAGAAGAGGGAGCAGCAGUCGAGUUUUCGUCGUCCACAUCGAGUCUGUCCGUCCCCAGUUUAGAGGCAGACAUGUCCGAGGCCUCGACAGGAAGGGGUCGCAGGUCCUUCAUUGGGCUCUCUGAUACGGAGCUCCUAAAGUGUGCUUUCUCUUAUCCCCAGACCGAAGGAGCCACAGAGAGCCCGGCGGAUAACAUGAAAGUGGAAUCGGAUGCAAAUGAUUCCUUGAAGUAUGUUCCUGGAAAGGCACGGUCGCACCAUUUAGAGGUGAUGAUGUCCAAAGAAGAGCUUGAAGAGGAGCAGAGGGUGCAGCGGGAACAGCUGACCGCCAUCUUCCAGCUGCUGAAAGACAACAAGGAGACAUUUGGGGACAUGUCUGAUGGAGACUUAGAGGAGCAGCUCAGACUCUACUCCAUUUGAGACAUCCCAAGAACCUGAUCUGCUCCAGGACUUAUUCGGGACUCCAAACAUUUCAUUUUUUCCCCCCUUGCAGUAUUCAACACAGCUGCCCGUCCCAACAGCAACUGCUUAUUUUUGUUUUUAACUUGUAUUCCACACAAUCACACACCUGCAUUGAUCAGAUGAUUAUGAAAAUGACCACGGAGCAUUGUUUCUAUUAGUUUCAUGUGUAUAACUUUCGAAUUGCUAAAUAAUAAACCAGAUUAUUGUGUAAAUAUGUGUCUGUUUAUCUGGUCAGUCUGAGUCAAUUCUGGGAAAUCUGCUCCUGUUGAUAUAUAUAUAUUUUUUUGAUUAGCCUGUUUUCUAGAUUAAAGCUUUUAUCUAUGUA